CUUUCUGUGUGCGGUUGGUUGUUUCAUUGACUACAGAUACGUUUCACUACCUUUGUGAUAUUUAGAUGACAGAGAGAUACAGGGUGGGGCGAAGAUGCGACCAGAUCUGGACCUGAUGACAGCUGGCGGCUCAGUGCAGAAAUAGUGGCAAGAUCAAGGUUGCGGUCCGCGCGAUGCGAGCACGAUCUCUCGUGUUGUCCGUGUUCGUGUCCGUGUUGUGCGUGUUGUGCGUGAGUGACACGCGUGCGUACUACGUGAGGUACCUGAACGUGACAGCCAACACGCUGUUGGACAACAAGAGACUGCUGUCUAGGUAUGUGCAGUGCUUUGCUAGUGAAGGGCCGUGUCCACCACAGGCGAGAGAUAUUAAGAAGCUUCUUCCUGAACUGAUGUCUUCAAGCUGUUCCAAGUGUGAUAUAAAGUUGCGAGAGGUGUUUGAACGCUGCGCUCAAAUGCUCAAACACAAAUACCCCAAGAAGUGGUCCAAGAUGGUCAAGUCUAAGCCAAAGUCUCCAAACGCUAUAUAACUUUA
Macrosteles quadrilineatus (aster leafhopper) is the source of this 532-nucleotide messenger RNA. RefSeq names its product ejaculatory bulb-specific protein 3-like. The coding region runs from base 174 to 527 and encodes 117 amino acids. The record is from RefSeq and is a predicted model, not a curated record. The transcript has 3 exons. Lineage: Eukaryota; Metazoa; Arthropoda; Insecta; Hemiptera; Cicadellidae.